Messenger RNA from Lizanozyma spartinae, 3294 nucleotides. RefSeq lists its product as uncharacterized. Bases 1 to 3294 code for a protein of 1097 amino acids. Lineage: Eukaryota; Fungi; Ascomycota; Pichiomycetes; Serinales; Debaryomycetaceae. The transcript has 3 exons. The record is from RefSeq and is a predicted model, not a curated record.
AUGGUCAGUUUCUUCACUCGAAGAAAGAGAAAUGAUGGCUUUAAAGGGUUUAGCAGAUAUCACGACGAGAUAGAACGCUAUAUAUCCUCAAGUGCAGCUGCUGCUGCUGCUGCUGUGAAAUUACAUUCACCUAAUACUACCCUGUUUCCUAAUAUCCCAAAUCGUACAGCGUCAUUAAACAGAAAUUCAACUCCUUAUUCAAACGGUGGUGGUGGUCAAAAUAGAACUAACUCCCUUCGCACUUAUUCUUAUCAUCCAGGAGCUUCAUAUGUUGCUGGUCAACCACUUCAGAAAUCCACCCCCGCUCCUCCAUCUCCACGAGUCAUCCCAAGACGAUAUAAUAGUCUUACCAAUGCCACCAAAAGACUCAACUCGUUGUCCUCGCAAAACUCAAACCUCAGAAGGCACUCCAUUGAUGAAUUGGGUCCAGAGUUAAUAGGUGAAGAUGAGGAAGUCACUAUUACUACUCAAACUACGGAAGUUGUUGAUGCUCUGGGUCGUACACAGUCAAUAACAACAAGAACAAUCAAGCAAUUGCCGGAUGGUUCAAAUAUAAUUGAAACAACCACCAAGAGUGUUUCUCGAGGUGGUUCUCGUACAAGCUCACUUCGGGCUGAUUCUUUAAUGGGAGGAAGACAAAAUGCAAAUACUAAUUUGACUAUUAUCGAUGAAGAUUUACAAGAUUUUGAUUAUAAUUAUCAAUUGGAUAAUCCAAAAUUGGCUGCUGCAGUUCCUCUUGUUUUGAACCAUAAUCAUCAAGAGCCCCCCACCACCUCCCUUUCAAAUCCAAUUUCAUCUCCACCAAUAUUAUCUCCAAAAUUAGUACCACCUCCUCCAAUACUCAAAGAUAGUCCACAACAACAACAAAUAAUAGAACGGAGUAGUUCAUUGGUUCUGAAUGGGUCAAAUAAACCAUUGAAACUGAUUAUGAAACAUAGACUGCAAGAUGCAGAAUCAGAGCCAGAUUAUGCAGAUGCCCGCGAUUCAUUUGCACCAUCUACAAGUCCAGGAGCAAUUAAUAAAGAGGAGUUUUCUCCUCCUCCGCCUCCUGCUGUUAUUCAGCAUCCAUAUAAAUCAUUAUCCAAUUCUCCUACAAGUCCUCUGCUUCCCUCUAAAAAGGUGGCUGCUGUUCAAGACUCACAGGCAAGAAAUAAUCAUUGGGGUUCGUCACAUGAAACAGCUUCACAACUUUCUGGUAGCAACUCUAUAAAAUUCAAUGAGGUGGUUGAAACUAUAGCAUAUACUCCCGAUGCAGCAGAAAGAGAAAACGAUUACUUCAAUUCAGCCCAACACCAGCCACCACCAGCACAUAAUAAUAAAGUACAGCAUGAGAAACGUAAGCAAUUAACAGAUGAUGAAAUGUAUUUGGUUGCGAUUGAAGCUGCAAAACGGAAAGUUUAUGGAGAUCGUGCUGCUGAUGAACUUGUUCUGCUUCCUUCAAAUGGCCCUCACUUUAAAACUUCUUUAAGAAGCCCACCUCCUUUAAAAAGUCCUACUUCUCCUCAGUCACCAAGGAGUGGUUAUAAUGCUGUUAUUUCUACAUCAUCACCCACCGCAAUUUCUGCCACUUCUCCAGCAUUUGCGAGUACCAGUGAGCCUAUUGCAGAUGAUGUUACAUUGAGUUCUUCUACCCACAAAGCAAUGCCAAAGAAGUCCAAAGCUAAUCAAGGGGUUCCUAAAGACUACCAAUAUAAGUCUCACAACAAGCCACUUUCAGCCCAUACUUUAAGAGGUUCUGAAAAUAUAGUGGAACAGAAAGUUGUGGCCAAGCAGCAAGAAAAGGAAAAGAAGGAAGUGGAAAAGAAUGAACGAAACUUACAGAAGAAACAGCAAAAGGAUGAUGCCAAAAAGCAAAAACUAGCUGCAAAGGAAUUAGCAAGGCAAAAGAAGCUUGAAGCUAAGGCCUUGAAGAAACCUCAUAAAGGGUUUUUAUUUUUCAGGAAGUCAUCCAUGGAUUCCUCUUCUGAACAAAGCAAUCAUAGAGUUUCAACCGAUACCAAUACCACUAGUGCAUUGGGUGAUACCACUUUUGAAAGCAGCAUGAAGAGUCAUGACACCUCAAUACCUAUAACUAGUCCACCUCAAAAAGGACCUGUGUAUGCUGCUGAGACUAAUGGUGAACAUACCAGUGACAUUUCAAGGUCGGUAUUUGCUGUGAUUGAUAACUACAAUUCAGAGUCGAUACCAACUAUCAAAGAAGAAUCCAAAUCAACUAGUGAUCGAAAUAAAGUGAAUUCCCUUGAUGUAGAUAAAAAUGAAGGCUUGGGACUUGGACUGCCAUAUGAAUUUCAAAAAACAAACACUAUUCAUCAGGCAAGUGCUGAAAGUAAUGAGAAGCAUGGAGAACAACAUGUAUCAAAGCAAGCGGGACAAGAAAUCAACACUAUCCAAAACGAUGAAUUGGCUACAGAUGCUGAUCACAAACAAGUUCCUAAAGAAAUCGAACUGCAUUUGAAGGAUGUAGAUACCGAAAUGGAACAUGCAGAUGUUGAUACUAAAGUAAAUGGCUCUCAGAAGUCAUCUAACUCAUCAGCACCGUAUGAGGUUGGCAUGCAGGAGUUAUCGGAUGAGGUUGAAGCGCCAGGUACUUAUAAAGAGGAUAUUGAAACGGGUUCACUUCAUUCAAUUGAAGUUGAUCAUGAAAGAGAUGAUCGUGGCAAAGAUGACCAUGAAGUCUUGUCUUCGGAAAGCAUUAAGAACAUCGCUAAUACUACACCUGAUAACUCUGUACUUGACGGAAAGCCGGGUAGUAAAAAGAACACUAAUUUAUUGUCCACUGCAAUUGCUUCUACUAAGACUGAAUCCUCGCCAGAUAAACAUGAAGAUCAUGGCAUCAACGAAGACAUUGCACCAAGUACUAAAACUAUCACCAACGUUAGUAUGUCUGAAGAAGCUACUGAUGAUCUACCUUCAAACGUCAAUGGUGAAAAUUCCGCCUCCAGUGAUGUUUAUCGGGACCUACAAGAAGAACCAGUCGAUACUCCAGUCAUGUCAGACGUUGUCAAUGAAAGCUAUGGUUCAGUUACACCAGAUAUUUCCCAGAAUAUUCGUGAGUCUGGGCAUUUCAUCGAACUGAUUGAUUUUGAUGAGUCUCAACCCGAAGACAACAACGAAGAAGAUGAUCGUACUAUCGAACAAGGGGUGGACGUGAAGACGAAAGAACAUGAGAAAACAGUGCUGGAACCACCCAAUCACGGCAUUUCUACUCUUGAAAACCAGAAGCAAGCGCCAAAGAAGAAAGGAAAGUUUAGAAUGCAUGUGUUGAAGUACUUUGUCAAUGGCUAUGAUAAAUAG